GGAAGCUGGCACUCAUUACGCCAAGUUUAAAAAAAGCCACAAGCUGUGAAUUUCGAGUUAAUUGCAAUUACAUUGAAAACUUAACAAGGUCAAUAACUUGUUGGCGGCCACUAAAAUGGCAGAUAGAUUAACCAGGGUGGUCAAUUUGGCUUCGAAGGUCUCUGCCUUCGUUAUUCAGGAAACUUCACCAAGAUUGAUUAAGUUUCGAGAAUAUGCAAGGGUGGAACUAAGGCCACCAACACAAGCGGAUCUCAAGCCAGCAGUCGAACAAGCAACAAAACUGAUUUGUGCAUUCAAAAGUGGUGCUUGGAAAAAUGUUUCCGUUAAGGUAUAUAUUGAUGGACUCUUAUUUAUUUUCAGGAAGGGCUUGUUAAUGCUGUAGUGACAGCGGAAGUACUCUGUUGGUUUUUCAUCGGGGAAAUGAUUGGACGAAGAAGCUUUUUAGGAUAUAGUCGGGUUCCAUAUGCCUAUAUCAAGCACCACUAGUCUGCUUUUCGCAUGGGGAGCACAUCUUUUUAUAGAACUAUUUAGAAAUUAAAGCUCACGAAAUAAACAAAGAUGUUUUAUCUCAGUAGUUCUGUAAAGUACUUCCGAGUAAACCAUGGGUUACUUAUUCCUGUAUACCUAUUCUCUGUUUCCUCAGACUGCGUCAUCCGGCUAAAAGUAUUACUAAUAACAACCAUACUAGAAAAAAGCUGCCAAAUGUUUUGCUUAAUUUCCAUGUAUGUAUCGCACCAACCAAAUUACCGUUAAGGUAUUUUAUGUGACUCCAGUGGUGUGGUGCAGAUUCCAACCUUAUUUCAGUCUCUGUGAGUGUAUAGGUCUUGUCUUAAAUAGUUUGAGGAGAUCCAUAUCGAUUAUCCUUGUGAGGCCUAAUAUUUUAUUUUCGAUAUGAAAACCGGACCAAGCUGAAGAAUGAGCCGUAAUUUAUUUUGAAUGUUCCCAGUCAACAGCAGCAAAGUCGUUUGUUCGUAAAGAACGUUUAUUAUAUAAUGUGCCUUUAAAGAUGCUUACUACUGACGUUAAAAGUCCAGGUGGUUUUGUAAAGGGUCCACAUUAACUGUUGUCCAAGCCCGAAUUUUUAACCUGAAUGGUUAGUGCCAAAUGCAUUCCUACUGGCUUAGGAUGUGUUGUUAUAAUGGUGGUAUUUGUUAUUACAUCGGCUUUCGAAUUCGGAUCAGGAAAUCAAUAAGACUAACGUCUCACAGAAUACUUGGUAGUGGUUCCUUGUACAGUAGGAUUGUUUGAAACUCCUGCCUAAUGUUCGAGCGAUUCCCAGGUGUGUUUCGAAAACCAAAUGUGGAGAUGACACUUACUAGCUUCCUAAACACAAUUAGUGAUUGACAAUGUGCCACUGAUGCGUCACUCUAUUUCAUUUUUUCCAUAUUAGUAGCGUUGUUCACAUGUUUCUGCUCCUUGAAAAAAAGCUUGCUUUUCCUUCGUAGGGACUUGCACAUUUUGUUGCCGUUGUACGUAAAAAUUCAUUCAAGUCUUUGAUGCGCAAUGACUUGGAAAUAUACUAUAUUCAAGUGGAACCGACUACUGGAGAAUUUUUUGUUGCCUAUCAGUAUAAACGGUUGAGUUACGUGUUGCGAGUCAGUUUGGUUUAGUGACCAUCAUGCACACUGAAAAUUUUUGGUCCUCAGAAUGUAAAACUACGGUACCAAAUCGUGGAGUUUCUAAAUAGUAAGUACUCGAAGCUAGUGGAAUUCUGGCAAUGUGAAUCAAUGGUUACUUUCUGAUUUGCGCUGACUUUCCCUUUUACCACAUAUGAGGAAUAACAGCUUGGCAGUGUGACAAAAAUUACAUGUAUCAUCCGAGUUAACUUACUGAAUAAAUGAUAAAAUCAGAUGACUGUGAAUAGAUGUCACGAGGAAUUAGAUUUGUAAAUUUUCUUAACCCUACAAACAGAUUACAAACAAGCAUUGGAUUUUGUGGAGAAUGUAGAAUUUUAAUUGUUUAGAUUACAAACUGAUCAUAGAUCACCAUUGAAAGCCCUGAACGGCCGUUCCAUCCUAGUUUGGAACCACUGAUUCUACGUUCAGCAGUGGUAAUGUCCAACUCCAAUCGACUCUACAAUCUCCACAAAUUCUUAUACUUAAAAUGAUCAUGUACUUACCAGUGAAUAGCUUCAAGGUGCAAAUCCUUGAGUCCUAUUAACAGGCCGUGAUCAGUGUGACUUAUCCACAUCAGGCGAUGGAGAGGGUUUGACAGUAUAGUGGAUCAGUUGAAGCUGGACAUCGUUCGAUGGAGGCACAGUGAUAUAGGAAUUAAGUGUUUGCGUGCUAAGUGCUGGGUUCGAUUCCCGUGCACGGGCCGUGGGUGCGCGCUGUUGCGGAGUACCAUGCUAUGACGGAGCUGCCGUCCAGUGCUUCCAAGUUUUCAGUGGUGGUCUAGUUAAGAUCAUUUCGUUAUUUGAACUGUGACAAACUUCACUAGUUGUUGACCUGACAAAACUAGUUCCUUAAAUAGUCCCUGAUAUCUAUCCACUUCUGCUGCUUGCUUUCAUUGUCUAAUAUAGCUGAACCAGUGAAAAUCGCACUGGACCUACUCCCAAGUUGUUAUCAUGCUUGUAGUCUUGUGCGAUGAGUUCUUGAGAAUGCAUUGGUUCGAAAACCGUUCAAAUUCAAUCUAACGUUGGGUAAUGGGUUCUAGGACUUUCGAACACGGUAUUAGGCGAAGAAUACAAAAAGCUCAUAUCUAGAUCUGAUUAUUUAAAGUACAGGCCAUAUAUUGUGAAACCAUAAACUGGAAAAAAGUGCGUAUGUUAGAUGUGAUGUAUGUCUAAUAACCUGAAGUUUAAAAAGGAUGUACGAACUUCACGGUCUGAUCUUCCAUCACAAAUUUGAUCUCUUUAACCAGCUGUGUAAAUUCAGAUGAUGAACUUAGUAAUUCAGAUUGGGAAGUUAAGCUCGCAAGUGCGACUGACUAUUUUGGUAUGAUUAUUAGUUGAGACCUAACAAGUGAUAUAUACAGUGGCAAUAAUAUGGAAUAUGUUGCGUAGUCGUGUAAACAGGAUAAAUUCUGAAGUAUGCUGAAUGAAGCAACGGUUUUUUCUUCAAUGGAAUCACAGAUAACUGGUUAUGCCAGAGAAGCGGACUGUCACUUUACAUGAUAAGCAACAAAAAAAACGCCACUGGCGGUGAAAUUAUAGCUUAUUUGAAACCCAAGCAUAACACUUACUCGUAACUCCGAUUUACGUCAGAGAUAUUGGGGAGUAUUUAUAAGUAACAUGAACGCAUGUUUGCAGUUCUUCAUCUAUAGUUUCGUUAUGUUAAGAUGUUUGUGUUAUGUCCCGAUAAGAAUAAAUGGCAACUUCUGGGAUCCAUUUAUGGACAAAUAAUAUGUGCGUAUUUUUAUCGUAUAAUUGUUAAGUAACUAAACUGUUCAUAUUCAUGUCCCUCUUAUUACAAGCUUUGUUUCGAUCUAUGAACUACUUUUAUACGAUCUACCAUUCUUGAAUUAUGCCCUGUUUAUUAAUUACUAUCUUCCCUAUUCACAGCCACAUUUGGCUAAUUCUUGUACCAAUGUUAUCUUCUAUUUUAUGCUACGUUGUGGUCUGUCUGGUUGGUAUGUAAACCCAGCAUGCUUGAAAUAAGUGAUUCAUAUUGCAGAGGCUGAGAUUGGUGUUCUGGAUUCAACUGGCUGGGCUAGGCAGAAAGCAGGACCAAUAAGGACUCUAGAUUGGCCGUACAGGUUUCAUGCGUCACUGGCCCGGUCGAUGAUUCACUGCUCUCUAAUUGGCGUUAUCGUUACGUUAUGCAAUAAACGGGGCACAAGUUACGACAAUUUUUCAUGCGAGAAGCACUUUACCCCAAAGGUUCGUUCUUGUACAGAAAAACACGGGUAUUUAUAGAUAUUAGCAUUUGUUAAAUCAACAUUAUAUUUUGGCCAAUCCGCUAGGAGACAUUGUGCUACUGACCAAUAGUAGCAUGCCACGUCGAUAUUCUAGAAGGCUCCAUUAUGUUCUGAUUGGCUGGAACUCUCCGGCUCCUUUAGGGCCUCUGGAGGCUUCGUUUUAGUCCUCGGGGACCGACGACGUCAGAAUGUCAAGUCCCCAUAGAUAUACUUGUUGAGCUAUCAACCAACAGUUAGGAAGUUAACCACACGUAUUCGACUUCUACAAAUGAUUAGUCAAUCACCUUUCCAACUACUCAGUCAUUCGACAUUAUUUCCGUAAUCAUCUGUGAAAUUAUAAUUACACCACUACUCCAUUAAUUAUGAUUACUGUAAUUAUACAUAUCAAAAUCCAGAGCUAUGAAGAAAAACUAGUUGGAAAGAAAUGCCUCUUUGCUUUAUCCAUAUUUUACUGUAUAUUUGAAUUAGAAUUUUUACUGUUCUAACGAUUAUCUUUAAAUCCAUCCACAGUACCUUUGGGACACUGAGAGUUAGGCUAAGCUACUAACUACGCUUUACUUAAGUUUUUCUAGAUAAAUUGGAUUGUGUGUGAAUUGCGUAGAGGAAUUAGCCUGCUCGACUUCGUUUGACAAACAUUGAUACACCAUAAUCCGUUACACUUUGAAACUACACUUUGAAAAUAACGUCAAAAUCAUGUCUAUAUUUAGUAUUUACAAGAAACAAGGCUGUUAGAAGAAACGGUACACCUAAAAAGUUAACGAGAUAAGUCAUUCAUCAUAAAAGCUUCCACAUCAUAUGGCUCGGCAGUUAUUUGUCUUCCAGCGAAGUAGCGCUUAUUUAAUGCAUUUGCAGCAUUGUGUACUGAACACGGGUCAGAAAAUACAACAAAAAUAUUGACGAAUUCUUCAUUUGUCUCAUGAGCACUGUCUUGAUGAAUUAACACUUUUUCAACCGAUCCAUAUUUAGAACACUCUCCAGCCACUUCUCCUUCCAGUUCGUCAUCACAAUCUUCUGGACCGACCAUAUUACGU
Molecule: messenger RNA, 4889 nt
Organism: Schistosoma intercalatum
Lineage: Eukaryota; Metazoa; Platyhelminthes; Trematoda; Strigeidida; Schistosomatidae
Source: the annotation of a GenBank genome assembly